CAUGUUCCAACUUAGCUAUGGGAAUGAGCAAAGCUCGGUCAGAGGGCGGAGAGAGCACAUUCACGCCUUCUCUCCACAGUGAAAUCCCGCGAGAUAUGCCGUGUCUGUGUCGGUGUGAAGUUGCUUACAGACUUGCCACCAUACCAUUGAUCUGUCAGAAGCGGAUACCAGAUAUUGCGCCACCAGCCUCGCCGGGAAGGUGUCGUCAGUGAAGACUGCACUUAGUAAUGUUGUAGUAAUAUCGUGAAGCACGUCAAUUUAGUCACCUAAUUUAUUGAAUGGAUCGGGCAUAGCUGUGCCGCAGGUACUCUCUGUGCUUCUCUUCCCGAUCGGAUCGGAAUUCGGCUUCUAUAGGAAUUUGCGAUCGAGUGUAAGUAUAUAUAUCCCAUCGCAUUACCGUUUCUCAAGAUAUUAUCUCUCCAAACACAGAAGUAUAUUCCAUCAAGUCACUUACAAUUCAUCUCCUCUACCUCUACCAAAGAUUUAUACCACUUCCACACUCUCACUUCUAUCUCAAAAUAUGGCCCCAGUAAAGGUCAUCAAAAACGUCGCCCUCGCCGGCGCAAGCGGUAACCUUGGCCCCGCCGUCCUCAAAGCCCUCUUAUCCUCGAACCUCUUCUCUAUCACUGUCCUCACGCGCCCCUCCUCUACGCACCAGUUUCCCUCCAAUGUCACCGUCCUCCCAGUCGACUACUCGUCAUCCGCCUCCCUAACCACGGCCCUCACCGGCCAAGACGCCGUCAUUGUCCUCUUCGGCGCAGAGCAAGCGCCCCUCCAGCUCCCCCUCCUCGAUGCCGCUAUCGCCGCUGGCGUCACCCGUUUCAUCCCCUCGGACUUUGGCUCCGACACGCACAACGAGAAAGUCAAGGGCCUUCCCGUCUACGCUAAGAAGAUCGAGGUCCAGAAUGCGGUUGCGGAGCGCGCGGCGAAGGGUCUGAUUGAGUACACGCAGGUCAUCAAUGGGCCGUUCCUGGAUUGGGGGUUUACGAACGGCUUCCUCGCUGACCUGGGGAAGAAGACGGUGCAGCUUAUUGAUGGCGGGGAUACCGUGAUCAGCGGGACGACGAGGGAUCAUAUUGGUACGGCGGUGGUGGGCGUGUUGACGCAUUUGGAGGAGACGAAGAAUCGCGCGGUGUAUGUGAAGAACUCCGAUAUCACGCAGAAUGAGGCUGUUGAGAUUGGGAAGAAGUUGGUGGGCAGGGAGGGGUGGGUCGAGACGCAUGUGAAGAGUGCGGAUUUGGAGGCGGAGGCUUGGGCGGAUCUGAAGGCGCAGAAGUUUGAUGGGGGGCUGUGGAUUAAGUUUAUUUAUAAGGCGAUCUUUGGGGAUGGGUAUGGAGGGAGUUAUGAGGGGAAGGAUAAUGCACUGCUAGGAGUCCCUGCGUUCAGUAAGGAAGACCUGGAGAAGGCUAUUAAGGCCGCGGUGGGAGAGAGUGCAGGCCAGUAGGUUUACACGCGGGCAGGUGUGAAACAUGGGUUGCUAUUGUCUUUCAUAGUGGAAAGCUAGAUGGAUCACUGGAAAUUAGACAGGCCUACAAUUCACUUGAACGACU
Molecule: messenger RNA, 1550 nt
Organism: Pseudogymnoascus verrucosus
Lineage: Eukaryota; Fungi; Ascomycota; Leotiomycetes; Thelebolales; Thelebolaceae
Exons: 1
Coding region: 521-1444 (307 amino acids)
Molecular function (GO): oxidoreductase activity
Source: RefSeq, a predicted model, not a curated record